AUGGCCACUCCAGAACCCCAGCGAGAUACCAGCGAGCCCAUCCGCCCAGAAGGCAUCCUGAACUUCCGCGACGCAGCAACGCUCCCCAACUCCACAUCAGCCAGGAAUAUACUCAAACCCAACCUCCUCUACCGCUCCGCCCGUCCCGACGCCGCCACCCCCUCCGACCACGGGACCCUCACGCAAACCCUCAGCAUCAAAACCAUCCUCGACCUCCGCACGCCCACCGAGCACUUGGACCAAGCGCGCGCACUCCCCGCACCCCCCGGCACCACCACUUCCACCUCAUCAGAACCACCCGGCAGGAUCCCAGGAAUCAGAUAUGUAGAUAUCAACUUCAACGGCUCCACAUACACGCGGGCUCUUCUGUCACAGCUACCGUACUUCUCGACAGCAAGGCUGGCGUUCUGGUACUCGCUCGGCUACCGCAAGUAUGCAAUCUCCAUCCUGGCAGCCGCCGUAAUGGCGCCUCGAGGCCUCGUCGGACUGGCGGAGGAUAGUCUGCGGUACUGUCGGGCUGAAGUAGCGGAGGUGUUCUCGCUCUUGGCCUCUGAAUCCUCGGAGGGAGGGAAGGGAGUGUACCCGCUACUCAUCCACUGCACGCAAGGCAAAGACCGCACCGGCCUCAUCGUCCUCUUGAUCCUCCUGCUGCUCGGAGUGCCUGUCUCAGCGAUCGAAGCAGACUACCAGGCUUCCGGGCCAGAACUUGCAAAGGAGCGACAGGCGAAGGUGGAGGAGGUGAGGAGUAUUGGGCUCCCUGACGCUUUCGCGGAUUGUGAGGACGGGUGGGCGGGGGGGGUGUGUGGGUUUAUUGAGCGGGAGUUUGGAGGGGUGGAGGGGUAUCUUGAAGGCUGUGGAGUGACGGGGGAGCAGAUGGAGAGGAUCAAAAAGACUCUGAAAGCGACUUGA
Saxophila tyrrhenica is the source of this 909-nucleotide messenger RNA. RefSeq lists its product as uncharacterized. Bases 1 to 909 code for a protein of 302 amino acids. Gene Ontology annotation, biological process: dephosphorylation. The transcript has a single exon. Gene Ontology annotation, molecular function: phosphoprotein phosphatase activity. The record is from RefSeq and is a predicted model, not a curated record. NCBI's taxonomy places the organism in Eukaryota, Fungi, Ascomycota, Dothideomycetes, Mycosphaerellales, Extremaceae.